Messenger RNA from Cuculus canorus (common cuckoo), 2903 nucleotides. RefSeq names its product E3 ubiquitin-protein ligase HECTD3. Gene Ontology annotation, molecular function: ubiquitin-protein transferase activity. NCBI's taxonomy places the organism in Eukaryota, Metazoa, Chordata, Aves, Cuculiformes, Cuculidae. The coding region runs from base 283 to 2817 and encodes 844 amino acids. The record is from RefSeq and is a predicted model, not a curated record. The transcript is spliced from 21 exons.
AGCGGGAGCGGUAACACCGGGAGAGCCCGGGAGGCAGCGGGGGUGGCACCACCGAGGCUGCCCGGAGCGUAGAGGGAGCGGCGGGGGCGGCACCGUCGGGACCGCCCGGGGCACAGCGGGAGCGGUAACACCGGAGGCGGAGAGGGAGCAGCUCAGCCGGGACAGGCCGGUAGCGGCACCGCCGGGAGCAUCGGGAGCGGCUCCACCGGGAGCGCAGCGGGAGCGGCACCGCCGGCAGAGCCCGGGGCUCAGAGGGAGCGCCGGGGCGGCCCCGCCCGGGCGAUGCGGGCGUGCGGGGAGGCGCCGCACCAGGCGCUGGGCCGGCUGCGGUUCGUGCUGCAGUGCAGCGAGUGCUUCCGCCGCGCCCGGGCGCUGCCCGCCGCGCUCUGCUUCGUGCCGCGGGAGGUGCAGUACAAGAUCUGCAAGGACCCCGCCGCCGCCCCCGCCGCCCGCAGCCUCCUCAGCGUCUGGGACAGCCCGGGGCCGGCGCGCGGCGCGAGGCGGGCGGCGCGGGGCAGCAUCGAGGUGCGCAAGGGCGGCUGCCUCCGCGCCACCGGCGAGGAGUUCUGCAACGGCGCCGGGCUCUGGGUCAAGCUCAGCAGGGAGCAGCUGGAGGAGCACCCAGGCUGCCAUGACCUGGAAGAGGGCUGGGUGCUGGCGCGGAAGUUUGGAGAGGGAGGAGAGAAGUUGGUGCCGGUGGAGUCCGUGGAGAAGAUCCAGUGGCAGCACCAAGCACUUGGGGUUGACUAUAAAACCCCAGCCAGCUGGGAACAAGUGGUGGACCUGAUGUACUCCAUGCGCCUGGGAGAGAAGCCCAUACUCAUAGAGCAGGAUGAAGCCGCGGUGCAGAAGUUUCGGUUCAUCCCCCCAGGCUGGAGUUACGAGCGUGACAUGGAGCUGGGGCGCUUCCUGUAUGACCACAGUGAGGAAGAGUUGCAGUGUGGAGACUGCAUCAAGGAGCAUGUCAGCAGCAUCGAGGUUUCCUCAGAGACGGAUGACUACAGUGUGGCCCAUCUGACCGACAACCAGGCACACACCUUCUGGGAGAGCAAUGGGCCCGUGGGGAAGCAUUGGGUGCGGCUCAACAUGAAGAGGGGCACCAUUGUCAAGAAGCUGUGGCUGAUGCUGAACGGGCAGUGCAAUUCCUAUGUACCCAGGCGGGUGGCUGUGUAUGGGGGGGCACCGAACAGGCUGCAGCACCUGAGAACCGUCCUAAUUAAUGAGAACAGCUUCCAGGAUGUCUGCAUCCUCCGUGACAUGAAGGCCCACCUGCCAGUGCUGGAGAUCCGCAUCUUGGAGUGCCGGGACCAAGGGUACAAUGUCCGCCUACGAGGAAUUAAGAUCAAGUCCUUCUGGGAGUGGGACCUGGUCCUCAAUGCUGACAACUUUCAGCCAGCCCAGCUGGUACGCUACCCUCUCCUGAAAGGGGUGGAUGCCGACAUGCUCUACCGACGGGCUGUGCUUAUUCAGAGGUUCGUCCAUCUCCUGGAGAGUGUCCUGCAUUACUUGAUCCCCCUCACUGAGGACAGCACCAGCACCUUCAAUACACUCAGGAGCAUGAAGCCAUUCUUGCUGCUGUCCAAACACAGCACAGCCAUCAUGGCCCACUGUCUCCGGUCCUCAGAGAGCACUGCCCCUCAGACCCUGCCAAAGCUGUACAUCAACCGGCACCUGGCCCGGGAGCACCGCAACAACCCCGCGCUGGACCCCAGCGGCAGGAACACUGUCUUCACUCAGCUGUAUGAAGGCCUCAGAUCUCCCAAGAACAAUCAGCCUCUGGACUACAGGUGGCCCCUGAGCUACAGCCAGUGGUGGGAGUGUGAGUUCAUCACUGAGGGCAUCUGUGACAAUGGUGGUGGUUUUCGGGACAGCCUGUCGGAUAUAUCAGAGGAGCUGUGUCCCAGCUCAGGCGAUGGCCCCGUGCCCCUGCCCUUCUUCGUGCGCACCUCCAACCAGGGUAACAGCAGCAGUGACACCAGGGACACAUACGUCCCUAACCCCUCCUGCAAAGACUUCCCCAAAUACGAGUGGAUCGGGCAGCUGAUGGGAGCAGCCCUGAGGAGCAAGGAGUUACUGAUCCUGGCUCUGCCAGCCCUGGUGUGGAAGCAGCUGGCAGGGGAGGAGGUCGACUGGAGCAAGGACUUCGCCACUGUGGACUCGGAGCUGGUGAAGCUGCUGGAGGUGCUGGAGGGUGUGGACAGGGAAGCCUUUGAGGUCAUGUUUGGCAGAGAGCUGACCUACACAACAGUACUGAGUGAUCAGCACAUGGUGGAGCUGAUCCCCAAUGGCAGCAGCACUGUGGUGCGCUAUGAGGAUCGCAAGGAGUUCAUCCGCCUGGUGCAGAAGGCUCGGCUGGAGGAGAGCAAGGAGCAGAUCACAGCCAUACGUGCUGGGCUGCUCCGUGUGGUGCCCCAGCCCGUGCUGGACCUGCUCACCUGGCAGCAGCUGGAGAGGAAGGUCUGUGGGGACCCUGUGAUCACGAUGGACAAACUGCAGAAUUUCAUCACAUUUGAAGACUUUCCCUCUGACGACAUCCAUGUCCAGAAUUUCUUGGAGGCACUCAACAACUUCACCAGCGAGGAUCUCAGUCACUUCCUCAAGUUUGUCACUGGCCGGAGCCGUCUCCCAGUUCGGAUCACUGUCUACCCAGAAAGGUCAAACUCGGACACAUUGGACCUGAUGCCACAGGCGUCCACGUGCUCCUGCAGCUUCUUCUUGCCUCAGUAUUCCUCGGCCAAGGUCUGUGAGGAGCUGUUGCGGUACGCCGUGUACCACUGCAUGUCCAUCGACACCGACAAAGACCCCUGGGACGAAUGAGGCCCUGUGAUGUGGGAGCUGCCCCUGCCAGAGACACCAAAUUCAAUAAACUACUGGGCUGCCAUCCUGCCUCGAGCCCUGUUUGA